Messenger RNA from Cicer arietinum (chickpea), 1579 nucleotides. RefSeq names its product protein IN CHLOROPLAST ATPASE BIOGENESIS, chloroplastic-like. The record is from RefSeq and is a predicted model, not a curated record. Lineage: Eukaryota; Viridiplantae; Streptophyta; Magnoliopsida; Fabales; Fabaceae.
GUUGUUUUAUAUUUUUUCCGAAAGGAAAAAGAAAAAACAGAUAAAGGGAGUGUGACGAGUGAGUAAGAUAAAAAGGCGAACAGAGAAAUGAAGAUCGGCGGCGGAGUAUUGUGUGGCGGAGGUCCACGCAGCACCGUCGUGCCUCUGUUACUGAGCCGUCGUACACCUUCUCUUCGCAUCUCUUCAUCUUCGUCCUCUACUACCGAACAUGUCUCUUUUGUAAAGGAUGUAGCUGCAACUCAACCCCCUCAGCAUCUCUCACAACUCUUGACUAUCUUAAAAACCAGAGGUGAAACAAUUAUUUCUCCGGGUGCCAAGCAAGGACUAAUCCCCCUUGCUAUUCCCUUGUCAAAAAAUAGCUCUGGUGCUGUAACUGCAUUGUUGCGAUGGCCCACGGCUCCACCCGAAUUGGAAAUGCCGGUGGUGGAAGUGAAAAAACACGGAGUGUGGCUUUUAGCUAAGAGCGUAGACCAAUUUAUUCAUAGGAUAUUGGUUGAAGAAGAUGCAAAGGACAUUCAAGAGAGAAAUGAUGAACUCUUUUAUGCUUCGGCCAAUGCAGGGGAAAAGCUAUAUAGAAAGGGUGAUUUUGCAGAGUCUGGGAUUUCUAACUUAGAUUCCUAUCUAUUGAAAAAGGUUGGUAUAUUUCCCGAUGUCUUAGAGCGCAAAGUGACCCGUCAUUUUGAGGAAGGGGAUCAGGUUUCAGCUUUAGUAACGGGAGAAUUUUAUACCAAGAAGGAGCAUUUUCCAGGAUUUGCAAGACCUUUUGUGUUCAAUGCUGAGGUUUUGUUGAGAGUUGGGCGUAAAGUAGAAGCUAAGGAUGCAGCCAGGGGAGCUUUGAAAUCACCAUGGUGGACCCUAGGCUGCAUGUAUCGAGACGUUGCUAAUAUAGCGCAAUGGGAAGAUGAGCAAAUUGAGUAUAUUAAGGAGAAGGUGACUGAGGAGGGAAGGCAACAAGAUCUUAUAAAAGGGAAGGCGCCUGCACAGGUUGUACUAGACGAAGCAGCUUUCUUGUUAGAUUUAGCUUCUAUAGAGGGAAAUUGGGACGACUAUUUGGAACAGAUUGCCAAAUGUUAUGAGGAAGCAGGACUCAAUGAUAUUGCAAAGUUCAUUCUUCAUAAAUAUUAAUUUUGUCCAUCUACAGACUUCAGUGCCUUCCCGAUUCGGCGUUUCCGGUACUUAAUAUCAAGUUUUGAAUAUUUUUCCUUGAAUUCGUAUUUCAUUCAGUCAAUAUAACCAGGGCUCCUCUGAUACCUAUUAUUUUUCAUGCUGUAUGUACAUGUAACAAUAAUGACAUUAACUCUUGAUUCAUAUCUACAUACACGCACGUGUGCGAAAUAAGUCAAUAUUAGCCGGAUACUCAUUAUUUGCAUCCCUUACACCUCCACAAUCAAUUUUUGGUAUGUCAUUGUAAGUUGAUGAGAGAGUGCCUGUAGUAAGUUUGUAUCAAGAAAUUAACCAGCAAGUACUGACCAGUUUCAUUGGUGCUUGUUUUCGUGGACCCCUUUUCGAUUAUAUGCAAAGGGAUAUGCCUCCAAUACAAGUACAAAUACUAUUUGUUUAUGUAACUAGCUUGCUUCUC